AUGGCCUACCUGGACUCGCGCUCCAUCCCAAAGGGCAUUUGCACGCGCAAUUUUGACGGGCCGGUGACGCACCUCCUGACCAAGUUCCUGCCCGAGUCCCCCUUUCAGCCCAUCAUCACGCGCGACUUUCGACCGCCCAAGCCGGACCCGGCGGGGAUCCUCUUCAUUGCCCGCUCGUGGGGCCUGAGCCGGCGCCUGUCCGAGGUCAACGCGGCGCGGGCCGAGGAGCUCAAGGGUCUGGUCGAGGAGAGCGAUGAGAGCGCGGGCGUAAAAGCCGGCGCCCUGGGUGAGAACCGCGGACCCGACGAGGGCAACAACGACAGGGAAAUUGGCGAUGCAAGCGGUUUGAUCAUGGUCGGCGAUAGUAUCGAUGAUAUGACGGCCGGUCGGAGAGCGGGUGCCGCUACUGUUCUUCUCGUCAACCCCGCAAAUGAGCACCUGGCCGAGCAUAGUCACACUGAUCUGGUUAUUCAGAGGUUGGAUGAUCUGGUGGGCAUUCUGGAAGAAGGUUUUGUCGGGCGCGAGGCUUCGUAA
Messenger RNA from Pestalotiopsis fici W106-1, 534 nucleotides. RefSeq lists its product as uncharacterized. Bases 1 to 534 code for a protein of 177 amino acids. NCBI's taxonomy places the organism in Eukaryota, Fungi, Ascomycota, Sordariomycetes, Amphisphaeriales, Sporocadaceae. The transcript has a single exon. The record is from RefSeq and is a predicted model, not a curated record.